GUGUACAGCUCCAGUUGGCUUCUCCAUUUCCAUCUGCCUAAGUAAAUAUCAAUAGAAAAUCAAAAUGGAUCCCAACAACACUGUUUGUCCUGUUUGUACUCUGUAUUUGAGGCCUGGAAUUACACUGAAGUCUCACUUGGCCAGCCAUCCCAAACACAAAGUAAUUGAGGCUUUGGUGAAAAUUUCCUCAACAUCCCUGGACCCCAAAAUAGAAAAUGGUCCGCCACAAAUUACAGAUGCUAACACUCCCUGUAGUAGUUCUCAAGUAAAUACAGCCAUAGUUAAUCAAUCCUGGAAUCACAGUAGUGGCCCACUUCCACCAAACCUUGCCGCAAUGCAGGGAAACCAUGUGUUCAUCUAUCAGCAAAGUAUGAGCACAACGGCGCCUCAAGGCAAUGUUCUCAACGUUAAUCCACUAGCCCAGCAAUAUGUCAUUCCUACUGUAUUUAACCCCCAAAUGAUGCCCUAUUUGUAUCAACAACAACAAGUCAUUAUGUCUAGUAAUGCAUGUGUCCCUCCAUUAAGAGCUCUUCCCUUUGAAUUACCCUCACCAACUGAUUGUGCUGUUAUAACGGAAGAGCCAAACGAUGAAGUAGUAGUGGAAAAACAGACCAAACUGAAUGAAGUUAAAACUGAUACUUUGUUGAGCGAAGAUAUUGAGAUAACUGAAAUAAGACUUGGGGCAGAAAUGACAGUGACCACUCUCAAACCUUCUGAAACAAUUGAUGAUGAGGAGGGAGAGGAAGAGCAGGUAAUUCAAUAUACAAACGAAGAGUUGCAAUGUGAUCAAAGCAUCGAUCAUGAAGAGUGCAUAGGGUCUCCCAAAUCCAAUAAUGAUGUGGAAUAUCAACAGGAAGAGUUAAAUAAGGCAUGCCAAACACAAACUUCAGUUGGAGUUUUAACAGAUGAAGUUGCAAUUGCAAUUGAAGAGUGCGAAUAUGAGCAGGAAGUAACUCCCGAGUUUUAUUAUUUGGACGACAACGUCCCUAAUACAUCCUAUUCAGAACCUACAUAUUCCCAAAAUCAUUCUAUUUAUACUACUAGCAACAUAUUGCAGUCAAGUGAUUUUAUGGACAUGGACGGUAUGCAAGUAAUCAUCAAUGAUUUUACAACUGCCCCGAUUAUUUCUCAGGUGGACAGUACAGAUAUGAGGCCUGAUAGAUCAUCGGAUUUAAUGACCAUUGGUGACAUGGUGACUAAACAAAGUUACAACGAGAACAGGGAUUUUGAGGAAAGCGUCUCUAGGGAAAGCUCAAAUGUAAAUAUAAAGGCGGAUGAAUGUAUGCCGCCCAGAGGAGAACUGUCCGGACAGGAAAGCAUAGGAGAAGCCAGCGAUAUCGGCUGGAAUCGCAUUCAAUACCAUGAGGGGCCGUCAGGGUUGUCCACAAACGCCUACGAUCUGAUUGCAAGAGAUACUUGGGAAGCUUCAGACAGUUCAGAUGUGGAGAUUUCGUCCAUGCAAAGCAGAAACGCGGCACCGUAUCGACGAGAAAUGGAAAGUGAAGCUCCCGCAAUAAUUAAUUUUAGUGAACCCCCAAUCAAUUUUAAAUGUUCCACGUGCAGUGAAAACUUUUUGACCUCAAAGGAGAUGACCGACCAUGAAAUGGAGAAGCACCAGUCCAAGAGAAAAGUGAAUUUAAUAGGAGCUGAAAUUGGAAAAACCAAAGUUAAGAAAUUGAUUGUAAAACCUAAAACCGAGGUUCCUGACGCAGAGAACAACUUUGUUUUCACCAACAAAUUAAAGCUUGAAACUCAAACCAUUGUGGAACAAAAUGAAAUAUCAACAGUGUCUGAACCAAAUUUGCCUGUUAAAGUAGAUGUUCAAACGGAUUUUAAAGUAUUGUGUGCAAUUUGCGACUGUGUCCUGGAAAACGCCAAAGCGUUAAAAGUGCACAAGCAGGAAAUACAUAACAUUACCAACGACCUACGCCACAGGUGCACCACUUGCAAUGAGGCUUUUCCAAAUGAAUUCAAAUACACUGAACAUCUCAAAAUACACCCUCUGGAGUGCAGAAUUUGUGGAAAGUUGUUCUAUAGAAAACAAAACUUCCAACUUCACAUGAAAAGACAUCUGGGUCUGAAGCCGUUCAAAUGCGAGCUCUGCAAUAAAUCGUUUGUGACCAAGCAAAAGCACGACGAACACAAAAACACGCAUACCGGAGACGCUCCGAUCAAAUGCAGCCUUUGCAACGAGACAUUCAGGCGCCAUUCGAACUUGAUCCAGCAUCGCAACAGGCACCAUUUCAAUUUGAAGAAAGUGAAGGACUACAUUUGCCAGUGCGGCGAGAUUUUCCACUCCAAGAAAAAGUUGGCCUGGCACAAGGAGAUCCACGAUGCCAAACCGAAGGCUUGCACGAAGUGCAGCGAGAAGUUCGUGCACAUGUCCAGUUUGACCAGGCACAUGCGCAGAGCCCACAACGAGAAGUUCCUACCGAACACGGACAGAUCGUCCGAGAACGUAGAGUGCCCGAUAUGCAAAGGGGUGUACUUGAGAUCGUCUUUGGAGGUCCACAUUCGCAACCACAGCGGCGCGAGGCCGUACCAGUGUUUGAUCUGCAACAAGGACUUCACCACCAAGUGGAACCUGAAGCUCCACAAGUGGACGCACGCGUCGAGAACCUCGAAGCCCUUCAAAUGCGACCAGUGCAGGGGCGCGUUCAUCAGAGAGUCCGACUACAUAUCGCACAUGAACUCGCACAAAAGCAUCAGGCCGUACACGUGCAACUUUUGCGGCGCUCAGUUCAUCAGAAAGUACAAUUGCCAGAGGCACGUGAAAGAGCACGAAACGGGCAAAACGUUCAACUGUCAGAUUUGCGGUAAGUCUUUCCAUCGGUCGUACUAUCUGAAGGACCACAUGCGGGUGCACAGCGGCGUGCGGCCCUAUUCUUGUCACAUCUGCGGGAAAACUUCCACCACCAAAUCGAAUCAUAAUAAACAUGUACAAAUACAUCAUGCCAGGGAACCGGUCAAUACAGAAAAUUAGGUUUUCUUUUUUAUUCAUUGGGACAAAUCAGGCUCCAUUCAAGAAAACUACUUUUUAUUUUACACAUAUUUUAUUGACUUUAUUGCAC
This is a messenger RNA of Brassicogethes aeneus, 3071 nucleotides long. The record is from the annotation of a GenBank genome assembly. Lineage: Eukaryota; Metazoa; Arthropoda; Insecta; Coleoptera; Nitidulidae.